AUGAGCGGCCACCUCGCUCCAUGUCUCAUGUCUACUUUGGGAUGUGUCUCUUCCACAAUUGCUGCUAUAAUUGGAUUUUACAAUAUUUAUAUUGUUCUGAGUAAUCCGUAUUUCAAGAAGAAGUAUGAGUAUCAAAUGUUUUUCUUCAGAUUUAUUGCAGAUUUCGUAAUGACUGGAUUCUCUUCCGUUUACUAUUUUCUUUUGAUAGUUUCCGUACACGAAGGAGCAGAUGAGAAUCUAGCUCUUUUGGAAUAUUGGCUCGGCCUGAUUGUUUCAAGUUCUGCAACUGUUCGAGUUGUUACAUCUUUCUUGAUUGCUCUGGAGAGAACACUUGCUAUAUAUUUUCCCAUUCUUUUCAAAAACUACAGAUCUAAAAUUCCAAAGCUACUACUUCCUCUUUUUGCUCUUUCAUUUGGUUUUAUCGACAAUUUUAUUCUUUAUGUUAUCUGUGGUUAUGUAUUCACUCCGAAUCUUUCCUGCAUUAUAUUCACUUGCCAGAUUAAUUCAUGCUUCUUGAAAUACUACUCGAUGAACAAAACUAUAAUGUAUGGAAGUACUGGAACAGUUUUGGUUGCACUUUGCACAAGACUGUUUAUUGUGAAUUGGAUUAGAUCUGUUCGUCACGAGAAACUCUCUCGAGUGAAUAAAUUGGCGUUAAUUGACGCAGUUAUCGUAUUAUUUUUUGACUUUUCUUCAUCAUUCAUUGCUGCAAGAGGAAUAUUCACGUAUCAGGAGAUGGGUCCUUACGACGCGGCACCUAAGAUGGUUGGACGUGCUAUUGAAGCAUUUGUCGUAUCCAUUCAACUGAAUCGUGCAAGAAUUCCAACUCAUCCCCACGACAAUACACGCCAUACUACAAAUACCAACAAAACACCAGUUCUCAUGUUUCAAGUAGAAUCAAAGCACCAAUAA
Molecule: messenger RNA, 912 nt
Organism: Caenorhabditis remanei
Lineage: Eukaryota; Metazoa; Nematoda; Chromadorea; Rhabditida; Rhabditidae
Exons: 4
Coding region: 1-912 (303 amino acids)
Source: RefSeq, a predicted model, not a curated record